Callithrix jacchus (white-tufted-ear marmoset) is the source of this 5123-nucleotide messenger RNA. It is a transcript of the gene ESCO1, whose product is annotated as establishment of sister chromatid cohesion N-acetyltransferase 1. Gene Ontology annotation, biological process: mitotic sister chromatid cohesion. Gene Ontology annotation, cellular component: chromatin; nucleus. The record is from RefSeq and is a predicted model, not a curated record. Lineage: Eukaryota; Metazoa; Chordata; Mammalia; Primates; Cebidae. Gene Ontology annotation, molecular function: protein-lysine-acetyltransferase activity.
GAGCGGACGAUUCUCCGUCUUCCUGUUCCACUCUCCGUGGCGUGUUGCCUCGCACGCCUCUUCCGACUGCUUCGGUCCCGGCUCUCGCGCCUCCAGGAGGGAGGCGGGAGGUUUCAGGCUCCGAGACGCCGUCGCCUGAGUAACAUGCUCACUGUGUUGCCCAGGCUGGCCUUGAACUCUUGGGGUGAAGUAAUCCUCUUGCUUCAGCCUCCCGUAUAGCUGGGACUACAGGAAUCUCUUGAAAGGGUCUUUGGGAUCCUGAGAGUCCCCAUACUACACUUUGAGCACUGCUGCUUUAAGACUGGGCUCAUAUACCUCUAAUCCUAGGACUUUGGGAGGCUGAGGUGGGAGAAUGGUUUGAGGCCAGGUGUUUGAGACCAGCUUGGCAACAUAGGAAGACUGCAUCUCUUCAAAAACUAAAAAAUGAGCCAGAUUAUCCUACUUUGGCUAUAGAGUUUUUUUUUUUUUUAAGAUUAAUUGCUAAACAUACACAAAGUGAUAAGGAGUAUCAUUCAUUAGAAUCAUCAUCAAUCAACUUGAAGAAAAGGUGAUAUAUUUUUUCUUUAAGGUGCCGUGUAAUGUGUUAAGAGCAUAUUAUAAGGAAUGGUUUUGUUUAAUUUUCAUGAGUUAUGGUGGCUGAAACAUCGAAUCUAUCUUGUGGGGCAAAAACUAAAUGGCAGCACAAAAGGAAAUCUAUAUUAAUAGAAUAUUUUAUUGAACAAAAGAGGUUAGAUAAGAACUGCAAACCAACAGACGCAGCAAACAAGGAAAGAAACGUGUUAGCCAUAAGACAUGUUUCAAGUGAAUCGAAGUCCAAUAACUGUAGACUUCAGAAGAAAAAAGUUUUCAAAAAUUUUAUCAAAACAGGUCACUGAUAAAUAACUCCUCCAGUAAUAGGGCUAGGCCUGAAACCAAAAUUAAACAGUUAACAAAACAGAUUGGACCUGAAUUAAAUUUCUUUUCAUUAAAAAACUUGUUAAAAAUAAUCAAAUUAGAAUUAAAUUUUUCUCAAAAUUUUAUUACCUUGUCCAAAGUAAAGCAAGUAUCUUUUAGCAUUCAUGCCAGCUUUUCUCAUGUUCUAGGAAAGACAGAAACCUUACUUGAAGCGAACUAGUAUUUUUGUUGAAAAUGUGUAUCAGCAGCAGUUAAAGUUGAUUUUUUCAGAUCUGCUCCUCAGUAAUAAUAAUAGCUAAUCAGCAUUCACCCCUACUAGGACACAAAAAUCCUCUUCAAAGCUAUUCAAAAAAGAAAGUUGUUACUCAGGAAUGAUGUCCAUUCAGGAGAAAUCAAAAGAGAAUUCCUCCAAAGUUGCUAAAAAAAGUGAAGAUAAGAAUUCAGAAACAGAAAUUCAGAUUUCUCAAAAGAAUCUAGCAAAAAAAUCAGGUCCAAAGGAAACUGUAAAAUCACAGGCCAAAUCUUCCCGUGAAAGUAAAAUAAAUCAGCCAGAAUUGGAAACACGCAUGAGUACAAGGUCAUUAAAGGCAGCAUCUACUGAUAAAGCUACUAAAUCCAUUAAUAAAAACACGGUGACUGUGAGGGGACAUUCACAACAAGAAUCUACAAAAAAGAAAUUAUCUCAGAAAAAAUUAGUACAUGAAAACUCUAAAGCAAAUGAACAGCUCAACCGGCGAUCACAAAGGCUACAACAAUUAACAGAGGUUUCAAAAAGGUCUUUACGCAGCAGAGAAAUUGAGGGUCAGGUUCCAGCAGUUAAGCAGAGUUUGCCACCAACGAAAAAAGAGCAGUGUAGCAGUACUCAGAGUAAAUCUAAUAAAACAAAUCAGAAACAUGUGAAGAGAAAACUACUGGAAGUAAAGUCUGACUCUAAAGAAGAUGAAAAUUUAGUAAUUAAUGAAGUAAAUUACCCCAAAGGGAAAAAACGCAAGGUAGAACUUCAGACAGCUUGUGCUUGUAGUUCUCACUGCAUACAAGGAUCUGAAAAGUGUCCUCAGAAGACUACUAGAAGAGAGGAAAUGAAACCUGUGCCUGUAACUUCUGAGGUAAAAAGAUCAAAAAUGGCUACUUCAGUGGUCUCGAAAAGAAAUGAGACGAAGAAAUCGGUUCAUACACAAGUAAAUACUAACACAACACUCCCAAAAAGUCCACAGCCAUCAGUGCCUGAACAAAGUGAUAAUGAACUGGAGCAAGCAGGAAAGAGCAAACGAGGUAGUAUUCUCCAGCUCUGUGAAGAAAUUGCUGGUGAAAUUGAGUCAGAUAAUGUAGAGGUAAAAAAGGAAUCUUCACAAAUGGAAAGUGUAAAGGAAGAAAAACCCACAGAAAUAAAAUUGGAAGAGACCAAUGGUGAAAGACAAAUACUUCAUCAGAAGGAAACAAAUCAGGAUGUGCAAUGUAAUCGUUUUUUCCCAAGUAGAAAAACAAAGCCUGUGAAAUGUAUGCUGAAUGGAAUAAACAGCUCAACCAAGAAGAACUCCAACUGGACUAAAAUUAAACUCUCAAAAUUUAACUCUGUGCAGCACAAUAAGUUGGACUCUCAAGUAUCCCCUAAAUUAGGCUUAUUACGAACCAGUUUUUCAUCACCAGCUUUAGAAAUGCAUCAUCCAGUGACUCAAAGUACACUUUUAGGGACAAGACUACAUGAUAGAAAUAUAAUUUAUCAGCAGGAAAAAAUGAAAGAACUUAAUUCUGAAGAAGUGAAAAGUAAUGAUAUUACAGUAGAAAUUAAUAAAACCACAGAAAGGGCUCCUGAAAAUUGUCAUUUGGCUAAUGAGAUAAAACAUUCUCCUGACCCACCAUUGGAUAAUCAGAUGAAACAUUCUUUUGAUUCCACAUCAAAUAAGAAUUUCAGCCAGUGUUUGGAAUCCAAGCUAGAAAACAAUUCAGUGGAAAAUGUUACUGCUGUUUCAACUCUGCUCAGUCAAGCAAAAAUUGAAACAAGAGAGAAUAAAUUUCCAGGUUCAGCUCCCCAACAGCACAGUAUUCUCAAUAACCAGACAUCUAAAAGCAGUGCUAGCAGGGAGACACCACGAAAUAAUUCUUUGCCUAAGUAUAAUUCCCAUUUGGAGAUAACAAUUCCAAAGGACUUGAAAUUAAAAGAAGCAGAGAAAACUGAUGAAAAACAGUUGAUUAUAGAUGCAGGACAAAAAAGAUUUGGAGCAGUUUCUUGUAAUGUUUGUGGAAUGCUGUAUACAGCUUCAAAUCCAGAAGAUGAAACACAGCAUCUGCUUUUCCACAACCAGUUUAUAAGUGCUGUAAAAUAUGUGGGCUGGAAGAAAGAAAGAAUUCUGGCUGAAUACCCUGAUGGCAGGAUAAUUAUGGUUCUUCCUGAAGACCCAAAGUAUGCCCUGAAAAAGGUUGACGAGAUUAGAGAGAUGGUUGACAAUGAUUUAGGUUUUCAACAGGCUCCACUAAUGUGCUAUUCCAGAACCAAAACACUUCUCUUCAUUUCUAAUGACAAAAAAGUAGUUGGCUGCCUAAUUGCGGAACAUAUCCAAUGGGGCUACAGAGUUAUAGAAGAGAAACUUCCAGUUAUCAGGUCAGAAGAAGAAAAAGUCAGAUUUGAAAGGCAAAAAGCGUGGUGCUGCUCAACAUUACCAGAGCCUGCAAUCUGUGGGAUCAGUCGAAUAUGGGUAUUCAGCAUGAUGCGUCGGAAGAAAAUUGCUUCUCGCAUGAUUGAAUGCCUAAGGAGUAACUUUAUAUAUGGCUCAUAUUUGAGUAAAGAAGAAAUUGCUUUCUCAGAUCCCACUCCUGAUGGAAAACUGUUUGCAACACAGUACUGUGGCACUGGUCAGUUUCUGGUAUAUAAUUUUAUUAAUGGACAGAAUAGCACGUAAAACAAAUUCUUGCCUACACCACUAGAGGACAUUUAUUGAAGAGAAUGGAUUGGUUGCUGACUUUAACCAGGAACUAGGGCCAUUUUUAUUACAAUGAACCUCAGGACUGGCAACAACCAUAUGGUUGUUCCAUUUUCAUAAAAUUGGAAACAAUGCAGUAAUAGCUUAUUGUUUUGUUUUUUAAAGAAGAUAUUUUAUUAUCUUUUACAGAAAUUUAUGAUUGAUGUAUUUUAUCUAUAGUUAUUUAGACAUGUUUACAUGCAGCAGAUAAUUGUUCAUAGUGGACUGAAAACUAAUGCAAGGACUAUGGUCUCAGUGAUAAGUAUAUUUUGAAGUUCUUAAUAUGGAAAUAUACCAGUGUAGCUUGGUACUGUAUUUUUUUAUAUUGAUCUGCUGAUACCAGUUAUAGGUUUAAAGAUUGUAUUUUUACAGAGUGGAAACCAGUUUUUUUGUUGUUGUUGCCCAGGCUGGAGUGCUAUGGCAUGAUCUUGGCUCACUGCAACCUCCACCACCCGGGUUCAAGCGAUUCUUGUGCCUCAGCCUCCCAAGUAGCUAGGAUUACAGGUGCCUGCCACCACACUAGGCUAAUUUUUGUAUUUUAGUAGAGAUAGGGUUUCACCGUGUUGGCCAGGCUGGUCUCAAACUCCUGACCUUAGGUGAUCCACCCGCCUUUGCCUCCCAGAGCGUUGGGAUUACAGGCAUGAGCCACCAUGACUGGCCAGAAACCAAUUUUUUUUAGUUAUUUUUGAAGUAGGGUGCAAUAUUAAGUGUUUUGGAAUUUGAAGCUAAGUUUGAAAAGGCCUGAACUAUACCCCUAUAGAAAAGGAAAGCUCCAGGUAAACAGGAAGAUUUGGAAUAUUGAGCAUUUUUUCCUGAUUUUGCUUUUUCCUAUCUUUGAUAGCAGGAAAUAGAAAGUGGUAAAGAAUUGAGGCUUUUCUUCUUAAAGAGCUGUAAAUGACAAGCAUUAGGAAAGGUACUCUCUAGAUUCAUUAUUCUUUCAUUCUGGUUUCACUUUUUAAAAUAAAUGGCAACUUGGCACACCUAGGCUGUUAACAAAUCUCAAAGAGGUUUAUAAAAACCUAUAAAAUACUUGGAAGUGAGGUAUGGAUGACUUGGUAUCUGCUUUGUUAUUCCUCAGAAAUACUGCACUGAGUAUAUGCCCUCAUUACUGGACUUCAUUUUGAUACUUGUCUAUCCUUCAUAGUGCCCUCUACUUUUAAAGGGUUUAUAUGUUGAAAACUGCUGUGGCCUUUUAUGACCUGUAUAUAAUGUAGAAUAAAAAUAAUAAAAUACUUGAUAGCUUUUUCUAAGUGAUCAAUGUACUAACUGAGA